Molecule: messenger RNA, 999 nt
Organism: Moneuplotes crassus
Lineage: Eukaryota; Ciliophora; Spirotrichea; Euplotida; Euplotidae
Source: the annotation of a GenBank genome assembly
UUAUUUUAACAAAAAUGGAUUCUUGCCAGCAAACUGCUAAUCGCAGAUUAAAGAUGAUCAAAGGACAUGUCGAAGCCCAAGAAACUGCUUGGGUUAUGAAGAAUAUCCAGCCUCUUGAUUUUUUCCCUAAGGGAGAUCUCAAAGGAAAAACUUUGCUCAUCACUGGUGCUAGUAGAGGGAUCGGACUUGCUAUUGGACUAAGAGCAGCUAAAGACGGAGCCAAUGUUGCAGUUGCAGCUAAGACUACAGAGCCUCAUCCAAAGCUUCCAGGGACUAUCUAUACUGCAGCUAAGGAGAUCGAAGAGGCUGGAGGUAAAUCUUUAGCCAUCAAGUGCGAUAUCAGAGAUGAAGAAAGUGUUAAGGAAGCUAUUCAAAAAACUGUGGAUACAUUCGGAGGAAUCGAUAUUCUUAUUAACAAUGCUUCAGCUAUCAGUUUAACCACAACUCCUUUGACACCCAUGAAAAAGUAUGACUUGAUGCAUUCAAUCAAUACUAGAGGGACUUACAUGAUGUCUAAAUACGCUGCUGAGCAUCUUGCAAAAUCUGAGAAUCCUCAUAUUUUGAACAUUAGCCCUCCUCUUGAUAUGUUCAGCCAGAACACUAACUGGUUUGCUCCUCAUGUAGCUUACACCAUGGCAAAAUAUGGAAUGACUCUCUGCGCAUACGGAAUGUCUGGAGAAUUUAAAGAAGAAGGAAUUGCAUGUAACACUCUUUGGCCAAGAACAGCUAUCGCCACUUCAGCUGUUAAGAACCUCCUUGGAGGAGACGCAGUCAUGAGAAUGUCAAGAACUCCAGAAAUCAUGUCAGAUGCUGCUUAUAUCAUCCUUACUAGUGAUUCCAGAAAGACCACCGGUGGAUUCUACAUGGACGAUGAAGUUCUCGCCUCUAACGGAGAAGACCACAUGGAAAAAUAUAACUGCAUCAAAGGAGCUAGGAAUGACGACUUAGCAGCAGAUUAUUUCUCAUAAGUAGCAUAGGUCAUUCUUGUUCAAUAUUUCA